CUCUCCGCGUCCCCCGGCGGGUGUCGGGCCCGGGUCCCAGUUCCCGCGGGCGCUGGACACCCUCGCGCUCCCGAGUGGCGCUCGACCGGCUCGGGUCUCCCCAGGUGAGGGGUAGAGUGGUCAGCUGUUUAAGUCAUCAAAAAAGUGGAUCAUAACACUUGGGAACUGUGCUCGGAAAAGGAAAAGAGUAUAAAAAUUUAAAAAACCCAGAGACCUGAAGGAUGGAGUUUUUGGAGGGUGGUGUAGAAGCAGCUUACAGUGAGGAUUCAGAAAACAAUAAUUGGCAAAUUCCCAUUAAUCACAAUGACUUCAACAUUUUAAAAAAUAAUAAGAGUCUGCUGCAUGAACUCCUCCAGAAUAAAUUUGACUGUGAGUCCACCCUGGUUUCUACAGUCCAGGAAGGUAACAACUCUCUACAAGUCUUCAGAAAAAUGCUGACUCCUAGGCUAGAGUUGUCUGUCUGGAAGGACGACCUCACCAGACAUGCUGUUGAUGUGGUAGUGAACGCAGCCAAUAAAGAGCUUAUACAUGGAGGAGGCCUCGCCCUAGCCCUGGUGAAAGCUGGUGGCUUAGAAAUCCAAGAGGAGAGCAGAGCAUACAUCCUAAAUAAUGGUAAACUACAAUCUGGUGAGACAGCUGUCACAAAAGCAGGGAGGCUUCCCUGCAAAUUGAUUAUCCAUGCUGUUGGACCUCGGUGGAAAGAGUGGGAAAGAGAGAGAUGUUGCUGUGUACUGCAAAAGGCUAUUGUGAACAUUCUGGAAUUUGCCACAAAGAGCAGGGAAAUUCAGACAAUAGCAAUUCCAGCUGUGAGCUCUGGGGUUUUCCAGUUCCCUCUGUUUUUGUGUACUAAGAUCAUUGUGGAAACGAUCCAUCAAUAUUUCCAGCAAAAACAACUGAACAGUUGUUUGAAAGAAAUUCACCUGGUAAGCAAUGAAGAUCCUACUGUUGCUGCCUUUAAAAAAAGUUCAGAAGAGAUCCUAGGGAAGAAUGAACUGGAAUCCUGGAUGAAUCAAAAAGGAGUCUUGGUUGUAAACAACUUUACUCUGCAGGUUGUCCAGGGCUACAUUGAACAGCAGGAGACAAAUGUAAUUGUUAAUUCUGCAAAACCACCUGGUAAUCUUAAACAUGGACCUGUGUCAACAUCAAUUCUAAAACACGCAGGAAAAGAAAUGGAAAAGGAGUUUAAUAAGAAAAUGGCCAAGCUAACUAAAGAUAGUCCACUGGUUUUGGUCACAAAAGGAUUUAAAUUACACUGUCAUUAUAUAUUCCAUGUGUUGUGGAAUUCACAACAUUCCAAAACACAGAUGUUGAUGAAUGCAGUGAAGACUUGUUUGUCUAAAUGUCUUGAACUAGGUGUAACUUCCAUUUCCUUUCCUGCCCUUGGAACUGGAACUGUUAUUCGUAUGGAGAUGGCUACAGCAGCAGAGAUCAUGCUUAAAGAAGUCAUAACAUUUGCCAAUCAGCAUGUGAACAAAAAGUUAACUAUAAAGUUUGUGAUUUUACCAAAACAAGACCUAUAUACGAUUUUUAGUGCUGAAAUGGAAAAGAUUAAGCACAGUCCUCUGAGUUUCAUCAGUCAAAAUGUCUCCCAGUGGACCAGAGAGAGAAGAGAAUGUGGACAGAAAGCUACAUCUCCUGCCAUCAGUCUGAUGGGACUCAACCCGGAGAAGAUGGCUGAGGCCAAACAGUGGAUCCUAAGGAUGCUCUACAACCAGGGCAACCAUGUCAUUGAGAAUAAUCAUAUCUUCUACUUUGGGAAGAAGGAACAUGACAACAUUGCUCAGUUACAGAACACCACAGGAGUCUCUAUCACAGAGAAUGUCAGCUCGGGAAAGGCAAAGUUAGUGAUUAAAGGAGCCCACGCUGACAUCAUUGAGGUGAUUAUGAAAAUUGAGUAUUUGCUGUGUCAAGUUCAAGAGGCAAUGGCAAGAAAAAAGGAGCAGGCCCUUUGGAGCUUGUCAGGAGGGGUUGAUCAGCAACCAAGGAACCAGUUUGAAAUGAAAGAAAAUGAAUUUCUGAAAUGUCUGAAACUUGAAACUGAAGAAAUUCAAGAUCAAAAGAAACAAUUUGAAAAGUGUGGUUUUCAGGUUAUAAAGGUAGAGAAGAUAGACAACAUGGCUCUCAGGUUUGCCUUCCAAAGAAAGAAGAUGAUGAUGGAAGGAGGAAUGUGUAGGUCACCUUUAAGCCUCAGGUUGUUUCAGCAAGUCCCACACCAGUUCUGCAAAGUGGUAUCCAGAGUCGGCUUUCAAAGGACUUACUCGGCAUCCUUUGAUUACAAAUUUGGAACUGGCAUAUACUUUAGCAAAAAGCUCCAAAAUCUGUCACGCCAGGUAAAGGAAACACCUACCACAGAUAAGCUAAUCUAUGUGUUCGAGGCUGAAGUACUCAUCGGCUCCUACUGCCAGGGUCACCACUCAAAUAUUGUUCCUCCACCAUUGAGUCCUGGAGACUUUGAGAGUCAUGACAGUGUAGUUGACAUGGUUUCCAAUCCUGAAACCUUUGUUAUUUUUAGUGGCACGCAGGCUAUGCCCCUGUAUUUGUGGACUUGCUCCCAGGCUCAUGUUCCACCACAGAACAUGAUGCUCUCUUCCCCAUAUUCCUGGAGGAACUCAACUGGCAGCUCAGUUGAUUAAUCUCCACAUCAUUUUAACAGCUGGCAUCACUGUGCUUUUGAGGAACUAACCAAAUAAAGACCAUCAGUGAUUUAGAGAAUGGCUUAUUUCAGACAGACUUAUUGGGUUAUUGAAGAAACCAACCACAUACUAUCAUCUUAAUGCUUUCAUUUUUGUCUUUAUCUUUUGGAGUUGGGGUGGGUAGAUACCAUCUAAAACACCCUCAUGACCAUUCUUUUUCAGAUUGUUCUUUCGUCUCUUUUACUAUAGGGGACAAGAAAUAUUUCCUAUGUAAUAAAGAUAUUUUUGUGUUUGUAAUUCAAGUCUUUUUUUUCCUAAAAUGAUAAUAAUGCGACAUAUUGGGG
Condylura cristata (star-nosed mole) is the source of this 2977-nucleotide messenger RNA. It is a transcript of the gene PARP9, whose product is annotated as poly (ADP-ribose) polymerase family, member 9. The record is from RefSeq and is a predicted model, not a curated record. Bases 222 to 2633 code for a protein of 803 amino acids. Gene Ontology annotation, cellular component: cytoplasm; nucleus. Lineage: Eukaryota; Metazoa; Chordata; Mammalia; Eulipotyphla; Talpidae. The transcript is spliced from 11 exons. Gene Ontology annotation, biological process: negative regulation of gene expression; positive regulation of type II interferon-mediated signaling pathway. Gene Ontology annotation, molecular function: transcription corepressor activity; ubiquitin-like protein ligase binding; NAD+ poly-ADP-ribosyltransferase activity.